CAACCCUAACAACUCCAUGAUCCUACCUUGACGCUUCGCCUUGUGUGAUGGUCGGGGUUAUCAAGACUUUCUCUCGCGGGAUUCCGAUUCCACAUGUGGAUCCUCAUCCUGCUUGCUUCGGUCGGCGCUUUUUAAUCGUUGGCUCAGACUGCACACAGCUGGGUCGUCCAGCGCGGUGCCGAUUUGUGGAUACCUACCGACAGAUUGACACAGUGAGAAAGAGAGAUAGAUAGAUAGAAGCCUGACCCCCCCCCCCCCCCCCCCUCCCGAUGGAUCUAGUCAUCUUCAGUGGUAGUGACACUGUUGAAUUCCGUGAUCUAGCGUUAGAGAUCCGUAGAUAAUCCUCUCGUCGUGGUGCCCGCGUGCAUUGAGCGAGUUAGUGAACGCGGGAAGUUGCAGUAUCGCGUAGAACGUGCUGGUGUUGACUCUCACUGAUGCCCAUCCGAAAUUGAGACGAUGAACUAAUCCCUGUGUGAGGUGUAAAUGAGCUAUGUGUCGUUGAUCUGCCUUUGAUCUCGUUGAGACUCGAGGACCGUGUUGUGGCAUGUAAGUAGUCUAGGCUCCGUUGGACGAAGAGUUGAAUUGUCGGGAUGGACUUUAGCAACGUGCUGUUCUACGCGUGAAAGGAUUUAGGUCUAUAAGUGGGAUAAAUGAGAAAGGAGACGCGAUUUUCGUCAUGGAUGGCGAAGAGAGUGUUCGCGAGACGAUGAAGAGCAGCUAGCAGAGCCGCAUUUCCCAUCCUUUCAGUGAAUUCUCUAAAUUAUGCGAGUUUAUGUAGUUUGAAUUAUAAUCAGAAUGCGGAACUGUUGGAAUAGUAUAAGAAAUUGUAGGUACAGUGAUAAAUAUAGGAGGAAAAAGCUGCGGGUAUGGCAUUAUGUUGUGGGAGUUUCGACGAUUCUGAUCGUUUUGGCGUUGGCUUUCUCGUCGAAGCACCUUGGGAAGUCCGUUAGUAUGAACCCCUGCGACUUGUUUGGCGGAAAUGUGUGUGCCGGCUUUCAGGCGACCGUGAGACCCUUUACCGACGAUGAAUUGGCCAUUCGAGUACUCGCCAAGGAAAUGCUCUCGGAACGGACUGCGGUCACGGACUGGAAUCCAAAGGUUGCGUUUAUGUUCCUGAUUGCGAGUGAUCUCCCAUUUGAAAGAGUUUGGGAGAAGUUUUUCCAGGGAAACGAAGGUUUCUAUUCCAUCUACGUGCAUGCCUCCAACCGCGACUCAUCAAAAGUUUGGAAUUCUACUGUAUUUGCUGGUCGAGAGAUACCCAGUAAAGAGGUUCAUUGGGGACAAAUUGAAAUGAUUGAUGCAGAGCGACGGCUUCUCACCUUUGCGCUCCAGGACUUGGACAAUCAGUAUUUUGCUCUACUAUCUGAAUCAUGCAUACCUCUUUACAACUUCGAGUACACCUACCACUAUCUUAUUCGCUCUCGCAUGAGUUUCGUGGACAGUUUCAAAGAUCCUGGCCCUCAUGGACAAGGCCGCUACUCGGAGAGAAUGGCUCCUGAAGUGUCAUAUACCGCUUGGACCAAGGGUGCUCAGUGGUUUGCAGUUCAUCGGAAACAUGCAGUACUGAUUAUAGUAGAUUAUCUUUACUACAAUAAGUUCAAGGAUUUCUGCAAGCCUGGUCAGGAGAAUAAGAACUGCUACCCUGACGAACACUAUAUUCAGACUUUUCUACAUAUUAUGGAUCCUAGUCAUCUCUCAAAUUGGACUGUUACCUAUGUGGAUUGGUCUGAGCAUCUAUGGCACCCCAAGUCUUUCGAAGAGGGCGAUAUCGCGGAAGAUCUCUUUCGAACUGUUAAGGCUAUCCAGAAUCAUGAACAUGUCACAAGUGAGACCUAUCCUGUACAAACCUCUAAGCCAUGCCUGUGGAAUGGGCGCUCUCAAGGAUGUUUUCUAUUUGCACGGAAAUUUCGCCCAGAAACAGCGGAGGCUCUAGUUAAUCUGCUUCCAAGCAAAGUUUGGAACAAUUCAAUACACCAUUCACGAUCUUCAGCCACUCCGGAUGAUAAUAACCGAUGAUGCCUUCGCCAAAUCCGGACGUCAAGAUUAUGAAAGCCAUUGCUCCUUUCUGCUUUGUUCUCUUGUAUUAGUGAGCUCGUUAUUUUUUUCAUUCGUAACUUUGGAACAUCACCUUUAUUUAUCGCUGGCACUCUGCUGAAACGAGAGCUAUCAGCAAGAAAAAGAGGCGGUUGAGCAUUUAUAAUUGUCGACCUCGCCGGAUGCAAUUUUAGGACCUGAGUAACUAGUAGAAGACAGGUUUUAGGCAAGCUUGCAGAUCUUCUGUUUACCAUGUAUCUACCACUGGGUCCAACUUAAGAUGGGCACCCUUCAAAUCCCAUUUUUAGUGUAGCUUGUGAGUAUCUCAGCUCUCGUACUCGAAGGGAAGCAAUUAGUGUCCUUAACUGGAUGCAGAAACCAUUCCUUAAACUUGAUACCGCUAGUGCACUCGUAUUGCUAGAUUUCGGUGUAUAUGUGGCAAUUGGUAUAUUACACAUCAAUUUUCAUUGAAUCGCUAGUGAUAUCUGGCGACCUGUGAACCUCA
This is a messenger RNA of Physcomitrium patens, 2539 nucleotides long. Its product is annotated as glycosyltransferase BC10. The record is from RefSeq and is a predicted model, not a curated record. NCBI's taxonomy places the organism in Eukaryota, Viridiplantae, Streptophyta, Bryopsida, Funariales, Funariaceae. Gene Ontology annotation, molecular function: glycosyltransferase activity. Gene Ontology annotation, cellular component: membrane.